Molecule: messenger RNA, 2381 nt
Organism: Sander lucioperca (pikeperch)
Lineage: Eukaryota; Metazoa; Chordata; Actinopteri; Perciformes; Percidae
Gene: gba3
Product: glucosidase, beta, acid 3
Exons: 5
Coding region: 199-1605 (468 amino acids)
Biological process (GO): carbohydrate metabolic process
Molecular function (GO): hydrolase activity, hydrolyzing O-glycosyl compounds
Source: RefSeq, a predicted model, not a curated record
GCAGACUCUGGCCCCAAAUAAGCAAGAUGGCAACACCUGUGUGGUCCUCGUUUUGGUCUUGUGGACUAUGACCCUAAUUAAUACAUCCGUGGUUGUGAAUGACGCAGUGAAAACUACCAGUUUAAAACUUCUAGGAGACAUACCGCGGAACUCAAACAAAACUGCGUUGACUCAGUAUCCUAACGCUGAAAAAAAAUAAUGUUUCCAAGAGAGUUUGCGUGGGGAGCGGCAACUGCUGCGUAUCAAAUAGAAGGAGGCUGGCAGGCAGAUGGCAAGGGACCAAAUAUCUGGGACAUAUUUUGUCACGAGAAAGGCAGAGUGUUUGAGGAGCACAAUGGAGACGUGGCCUGUAACAGCUACGAGCUGUGGGAGAAGGACCUGGAGUGCAUCCAGCAGCUUGGACUGACGCACUAUCGUCUGUCUCUCUCCUGGGCCCGCCUCCUGCCUGAUGGCACCACACCACAUGUCAAUCAAAAAGGUGUACAGUACUACAACAAGGUGAUUGAUGAUUUGCUGGCCUGCAAUGUAUCACCUAUGGUCACACUUUACCACUUCGACUUGCCUCAAGCUCUCCAAGAUCAGGGUGGCUGGAAAUCACCAGAUAUAGCAACCCUGUUUGACAGCUAUGCCAAGUUUUGUUUCCAAACAUUUGGUGACCGCGUCAAGCUUUGGAUCACUAUCAACGAGCCCUAUGUGUGCGCCAAAUUUGGCCAUGAAGACGGCAUCCACGCCCCGGGGUUAAAAGAACCAGGCACCGCCGCCUACCUGGUGGGCCAUAACAUGCUGCGUGCCCACGCCAUGGCCUGGCACAGCUACAACUCCUUCUACAGGACAAAGCAGAAGGGUGCAGUGUCUCUGGCCAUCAACAGCGACUGGCAUGAGCCGUUACACGCAGGUUGCACCGAGGAUAUCGCUGCCACGGAACGCUACUUUGCAUUUACACUAGGGUGGUUUGCCUGGCCUGUGUUUGUUACUGGAGAUUAUCCAGAAUUAAUGAGAUCUUCCAUCGACGCUCAAAGUAAGAAGAUGGGAUGCAGUGGCAGCUCAAGACUGCCUAGUUUCUCAAAAGACGAACCUGCCAUUUUGGGCACAGCAGACUUCUUUGCGUUGAACUACUAUACGUCUCGUAAAGUCAAACCUGGGGGAGGUUGUGGAAAGAUGUGUAUGGUGUGCGACCAAGAUGCAGAAGUAGUUCUGGAUCCAUCCUGGCCUAUUUGUGGUGUGUCAUGGCUCGCUGUAGUGCCCCAUGGCUUAAGGAAACUUCUCAAGUACAUCAAGGACACUUUCAACAACCCAGCAGUCUACAUUACAGAGAAUGGCUUCUCUCAGGUGGGGCCGCUGCAGAUUGAGGACGUCCAGCGCUCAGGGUUUUACAAGGACACCAUCUUGGAAGUGGCUAAAGCUAUACAGGAAGAUGAGGUCAACGUCCGUGGAUAUUUCGCAUGGUCACUGUUGGACAACUUUGAAUGGGCUGAUGGAUUCAGUGUUCGCUUUGGAUUGUUCCAUGUGGACUUUGCGGACGCAAAGCGAAGCCGAACCAUAUACCAGUCUGGACGGGAGUAUGCAAAGAUUAUCUCAAAAUACAAAUGUGGUCAAUCCAAGUGAGAAGACGGAGGAAUAAUAAUAAUAAUAAUAAAAUGAUUAAAUUUAUACAUUCUUAAAAAACUUAAUCUAACUGUAGAUCCAAAAUGUAUAGCAGCACUAUUGUCUAAUGUUUAGAAAAUGGUCAGGGUCAUUUAUAGAUAUCCAUCUUCAGCAGGGGACGUGAGGUUAUGGGCGUAGAGUGUUAAGUUGAUUCAAUAGGAUGCAAAUCAGUAUUCUAUCCUGCCCAAUUCAGUCAGUCAAUCUGUACGAGAUGAGUUCCUCACUCAGAGGGCUCAGGCAGCCAUAAGACCAAGCAGUGGCUGCAGAAGGAUGUGCAUGAAUGGUUUAUCAGUGUUUUAAGCCCCCAACGUCUCUUUCCAGGCAGGAAGGCACUAGGAUUAAGCAAUGGUUUAGGUUAGGGUUAGGUGCCUUGAAGUCAACGGUCGCAGCGCUGCCUGGAAGGAGACGGUGGGGGCUUAAAACACCAUCGAGCAUAUGAAUGCAUUGUCAGUGAUUCGUAGCAAUAUUAAUGGUGGCCUCAUCUUGAAUAACACCAUUGUUAUGUGCCUGAGUACAUGCUUUCACCUUACGUGUAUAGCAACCUAUCCACUCCUUAGAUCUACCUGUGAGUCAGAUGAGUGCGUUUUUGAUAUGCAGCUAUCAUGACGAAUCUGAAAAAAACAAUACCUUUUUAUUGUACUCUAGUGAAUACUUAAGUAAAUUCUGCAGUUUGUGGUUUCUGGUAUUUGGAAAAAAUAAAUGACACCUUUCAUUUCCUCAUCCUUUUUAUAGUCAAC